Nomia melanderi (Alkali bee) is the source of this 989-nucleotide messenger RNA. Its product is annotated as putative methylthioribulose-1-phosphate dehydratase. Gene Ontology annotation, molecular function: methylthioribulose 1-phosphate dehydratase activity; metal ion binding. The record is from RefSeq and is a predicted model, not a curated record. Lineage: Eukaryota; Metazoa; Arthropoda; Insecta; Hymenoptera; Halictidae. Gene Ontology annotation, cellular component: cytoplasm.
CUUCCAUAAAAAGUACUGUUACACUAAUUAAAGUCCGAUAUUCAAUGACACAAAUUUAAGAUUAAUUACUGAGAUGUAUUAUCCUAGUAUUUGCAGAUGAAUUCGAAAGCAGCAUUGAACUCGUGAUCGCUGAAUGAAAGUGAUAAGACUUUGAUAGUACCUACUUAAUAUACAUUAUAUCUUACAGAAUUCGCUCAGUUUUUUUAUAGAACUGUAAGAAAUGUCUUCGUUUGAUGAGAAAUAUGAUAAGGAACAUCCAAGAAAUUUGAUUCCUGAAUUAUGUAGGCUAUUUUAUGAUCUUGGAUGGGUUACUGGUACUGGUGGUGGUAUAUCUAUUAAACAUGAAGACAAAAUAUAUAUUGCCCCAUCUGGUGUCCAAAAGGAACGUAUAUGUCCAAAUGAAAUGUUUGUACAAGAUAUUAAUGGGAAAGACUUAGAACUUCCACCUUCAGAGAAAAAGUUGAAAAAAUCCCAAUGUACUCCAUUAUUCAUGUGUGCAUAUUUAAGGAGGAAUGCCGCAGCUGUAAUUCAUACUCAUUCUAAAUUUGCAGUAAUGGUAACAUUACAUUGGCCUGGUAAAGAAUUUCGUGUCACUCAUCUUGAAAUGAUAAAAGGUAUAAGAAAUCAGAAAUUGGGAAGAGCAUAUCGUUAUGAUGAAGAAUUAGUAGUACCAAUAAUUGAAAAUACACCAUUUGAACAAGACUUAAGAGAUGAAUUGGAUAAGACCAUUAUUGCUUAUCCAGAGACAUGUGCUGUAUUAGUACGAAGACAUGGAAUUUAUGUUUGGGGUGAUUCAUGGCAACAAGCAAAGACUAUGACAGAAUGUUACGAUUAUUUGUUUGAUAUAGCAUUGCAAAUGAAACAAAGUGGAAUAGAUCCUCUAGCAACACCAGAAGAUCAUGAAUUAAAAUAUCAAAAAAAUGGAACGCUGAAUGGAUAACACUAAUGCCAUUUCUUAUCAUAAAAAAUGACUUUAUUUGUAUAUUUAA